UUUGUUCAGGUGCCAGGGCUGGCUGUAGUAAUAGUAGGAAAUAGGAAAGAUUCUCAGAGCUAUGUGAGCAUGAAGAGAAAAGCAUGUGCUGAGGUUGGGAUCAAGUCUUUUGAUGUAGACCUUCCAGAGCAAGUAUCUGAAGCUGAGCUCAUUAGCAAGGUUCACGAGUUAAAUGCAAAUCCUGAUGUGCAUGGUAUUUUAGUUCAACUUCCACUGCCGAGGCAUAUAAAUGAAGAGAGAGUUUUAGGCGAAAUCAGUCUUGAGAAAGAUGUUGAUGGGUUUCAUCCUCUGAAUAUCGGCAAGCUUGCUAUGAAAGGCAGAGAACCUCUCUUCCUUCCUUGCACCCCGAAGGGAUGUCUUGAACUUCUAUCUCGAAGUGGUGUAACCAUAAAGGGGAAAAAGGCCGUAGUUGUGGGUCGAAGUAAUAUUGUUGGAUUGCCUGUUUCAUUGCUACUGCUGAAAGCAGAUGCUACUGUCACUAUGGUUCACUCACAUUCUCAGGAUCCUGAGAGAAUCAUUCGCGAAGCUGACAUUGUUAUUGCAGCGGCAGGGCAAGCCAUGAUGAUAAAAGGAAGUUGGAUAAAACCCGGGGCUGCAGUUAUCGAUGUUGGAACAAAUGCAGUUGAUGACCCAAGUAGGAAGUCUGGUUACAGGUUAGUAGGAGAUGUUGAGUACAAGGAAGCAUGUAAGGUAGCCGGACACAUAACACCGGUGCCGGGUGGUGUUGGUCCCAUGACUGUUGCUAUGCUGCUUAAGAAUACUUUGGAGGGUGCAAAACGUGUAAUCGAACAAUAAAACAACUGUCCUUGUUGACGAUCUCAUGUAUUUUUCGGGUUUUCGAAGUUUGAGUUAUAUAUAUACUUUCUGUAUUGGUCUUGUGCUGUAUUCUAUUCUCAAUUGUCAACUCCUCAUACAUGGUGGAGAAUAAAUCCAACUCGAAAUCUUACAUUUUCAGUUUCGGUUCGAUGGUUUAGGCC
This is a messenger RNA of Carica papaya (papaya), 977 nucleotides long. NCBI's taxonomy places the organism in Eukaryota, Viridiplantae, Streptophyta, Magnoliopsida, Brassicales, Caricaceae. The record is from RefSeq and is a predicted model, not a curated record.